This is a messenger RNA of Strongylus vulgaris, 531 nucleotides long. The record is from the annotation of a GenBank genome assembly. NCBI's taxonomy places the organism in Eukaryota, Metazoa, Nematoda, Chromadorea, Rhabditida, Strongylidae.
AUGCCGGUACCAUACUACUAUGGUUUGGCACCUAUGGUUCUACCCCCACUGGAUGAUGUAAUCUCAAUUGCUCUUCGCGGUCCUGGCGUAGAAGAGUUGCACUUUGAUCUGACCAAUGAAAAGAGAAAAAAUGAAUUAAUCGAGAUCUUGACUAGUGGCCAUGGGCGUGUCCCAAUAUCUGUCACGGAGAGUUGUCUUGAUGAACACGAGUUAGCGCAGCAAGAGGAUUGGACAUUAAGACAGAUUUUCGAUCAUCGUGUUGAUCGCCCAAGCUGUAAAAUUACGAAACUGGCAAAGGAACUGGAAAGAAUGAAGAUGCCAAGUCAUCCGGGAGGCGCCGGAGAUUUACGGUGGCGCUCAAUUGACAACGCCCCAGCAGUCCGACAGUAUCUGAAAACACUACAUAUGAUCUUAACUAGUGGUCAUGGGCGUGUCCCAAUAUCUGUCACGGAGAGCCAAGUCAUCCGGGAGGGGCCGGAGAUUUACGGUGGCGUUCAAUUGACAAUGCCCCAGCAGUCCGACAGUAUCUGA